Molecule: messenger RNA, 909 nt
Organism: Arabidopsis thaliana (thale cress)
Lineage: Eukaryota; Viridiplantae; Streptophyta; Magnoliopsida; Brassicales; Brassicaceae
Product: secE/sec61-gamma protein transport protein
Exons: 3
Coding region: 162-371 (69 amino acids)
Biological process (GO): protein targeting; protein transport; intracellular protein transport
Cellular component (GO): endoplasmic reticulum membrane; membrane
Molecular function (GO): transmembrane protein transporter activity
Source: RefSeq, marked reviewed
AACGUAUCCGACGUGUCAUCAAAGCUCGUUUUGUGAUUGGUCGUUGUGACGAUCUUUCAUCGUUUCCUCCGAUUUUAAUAAAGAGAAACCAAAAGAAUAGAAACAGUGAGAUUCAAUUUCAAUUUUCAGAUCAUUUGAAUCGAAGCUAAAGAAUCGCCGCCAUGGACGCCAUUGAUUCCGUCGUUGAUCCUCUCAGAGACUUCGCUAAGGAUAGUAUUCGUCUCGUCAAGCGUUGCCACAAGCCAGAUCGCAAAGAAUUCACGAAAGUUGCAGUUCGUACCGCGAUUGGGUUUGUGGUAAUGGGAUUCGUUGGCUUCUUUGUGAAGCUAAUCUUCAUUCCGAUCAACAACAUCAUCGUCGGUGCCACUUAGAAAGCAAAGGAUACACAAGUCAGUUCUAUGUUUUGAGAAAGGAAGAUUUAGAGGUUAUCGUGUUUUAAGUGAAAGGCACAAGUCAGUUCUGUGUUUUGUGUAAUCGGAUCCCAUUUGUUUCAAUGUUUUUUUGGUUCUUCUUUUUUGUUCACAACUGAAAAAUCGACGUGUUUUGAAUGUAGAGCAAACUAAUUUAAAAAGCUGUGGAUUUCGUAGUCCAGCUUGGUCUGUUCUCACUUUUGCAUCCAAAGCUCGACCUAUAGUCUCCCCAAGUUGGGUAAUAAAUAUGGGCCAAUUGAUUAUUAUCGUGGGCAGCUAGAAUCUUAGAUGUCUAAGAGCAUCUCCAAUGCGAGGUUGUCUCCUCAAAUUUGUUGGGUUCUCUUGAAUAACUAUGAUAAAAAACAAAUCUAAGUUUCCCAAUUACAUAGAGAGGCACAAUUCUCCUACAUUGUCAGAUUCUAGAUUCAUAUGUCGGAACCAGAACACUACUGUAUCUUUUGUGUGUGUGUGUAAUAACACUACAGUAUCUAUUUACCAA